UCAGCAGAAAUUAUUUUUUUAAUUAGCUAGAAGUAGAAAAUGUCUGUUCAAGUUCUAUGUCCUAAUGGCAGAAGAGUAACAGUUAAACUGGGCCCCAAUGCACCUCUCCUUUAUGUAGUGGAGCAAUGUUGUGAGAAGCAUGGGUAUGAUUCGUCUAAGCAUGUACUGAAACAUGGGCUGAAGAACGUGGACCUCUCGUCUCCUUUCAGGUACAGCGGACUUCCUAACAACGCAAAACUGGAACUGGUUGAGUCAGAAACCGUCAGGUCAAUUGAUAAAGAGAUGGUCCAAUUGGUCGUGCAAACUGAAGACGGUCAGAGAUUCUCUGGCUCCUUUUCACCUUCAACAACACUGCACUAUAUACUGGAGACACACAAGUUAACAGGAGUAGAAGCUAAUGCUCACCUCACUAUAGUAUACAUGAGGAGGCAAGUUAGCGGAGAGAGAGAACUAAAAAGGACUGCACUUAAAGACCUUGGACUACUUGGAGGAAGGGCCAUAUUAAGAUUAGAAAAGAGGGAAGGGAAGGUAGAGGAAGAUACUGGGUCUGGUGCUCAUAAUAUUGAGCAGAGUAGUCACCAGACCCCGUCCCAAGAAAUGAAGGAUCGCCAGACCCCCUCAACUGAGGUGGACGAUACGCCUUCAGUUGAAAGGAUUGAACAGUCUCCAUCAAAGAAGAGCAAAGUACAAGAUACAGGAAGACAAGAAAAAGAAGAGAAACAAGACUGCACAAAUCCUGUCAUUCCUGUAUUAUCAAUAUUCCCUCAAGAGGAGGAGAAUGCAAUGGAAGAAGAACCAGAUCCUUGCUCACGAGAUACAGUAAUCUAUCACCUUGAUUCUGUAUCAGCCACACCCAAUGUAGAAGUGAGUGAUGAUUUCUUUAAAGUGACAAUAGAAGAUGCAAUGAAGAUACAGCAUGAUUUGAGACAACAAGUUAAGCAGCUUAAUGAAGCUCCAUUGCUAACUCAAGCAGCAAAAGAAAAGCUUAAAAAGUCAAGUAGUUACAGUCAGACUGUGAUCAGAAUAAUAUUCCCCGACCAGUGGGUACUCCAGGGAGUUUUUAACACCGAAGAACCAGUGAGAGCUCUAGUCUUGUUUGUUCGCGAGCAUUUGCCAAAUCCUCAAGUCAAGUUUCAUCUCUAUACCACGCCUCCUAAGACAGUCUUAAAGAGCGGACGGCUCACAUUGAGUGAAGCUGGUUUUGUUCCUGGUGCCAAUAUUCAUUUUGGAUUUAACGAAGAGGGAGGAGGGCAGGGUGACUCCUCCCCUAUCCUCUCUGCUGAUAGUAUCAGUCAGUACUCCAGUACUGCUGAUAAAGCUGAAGUAGUUGCACAGCUGAAAAGGAGUGAUUCUAAAAAAGAUGACCCAAGUGGUUCUAGUGAAGAUAAUGAUCCUCUAUUAAAAGAAACUGGCCCAUCAACUGAAGCUAAUGCUAGUAAUCGUUCGGCCUCAAGGGAGAGUGGUCAAUCUGCUGCUAGUGGGAGUGGCAAGAAAAUACCAAAGUGGUUGAAACUUGGACAAAAGUAGCAGUGCUAUAGUAGACACAGUUAUAUUGUUAUUAUCGGUUUUUCAGUAUUCAAACAGUAUUAAAUAUACAAUAAGUAUUGAUUUUGUCA
Messenger RNA from Amphimedon queenslandica, 1616 nucleotides. RefSeq names its product tether containing UBX domain for GLUT4-like. The record is from RefSeq and is a predicted model, not a curated record. Gene Ontology annotation, molecular function: protein binding. Lineage: Eukaryota; Metazoa; Porifera; Demospongiae; Haplosclerida; Niphatidae. Gene Ontology annotation, biological process: intracellular protein transport; glucose homeostasis. Gene Ontology annotation, cellular component: vesicle membrane; nucleus; cytoplasm. The coding region runs from base 40 to 1527 and encodes 495 amino acids. The transcript is spliced from 10 exons.